Drosophila eugracilis is the source of this 6193-nucleotide messenger RNA. RefSeq names its product adenylate cyclase type 9 (gene Ac13E). NCBI's taxonomy places the organism in Eukaryota, Metazoa, Arthropoda, Insecta, Diptera, Drosophilidae. The transcript is spliced from 8 exons. The record is from RefSeq and is a predicted model, not a curated record. Gene Ontology annotation, biological process: cyclic nucleotide biosynthetic process; adenylate cyclase-activating G protein-coupled receptor signaling pathway; intracellular signal transduction. The coding region runs from base 991 to 6081 and encodes 1696 amino acids. Gene Ontology annotation, molecular function: adenylate cyclase activity.
CGGACUGCAAGUGAAAAUUGUUAGUGCGUUUAAAAAGUGUUAAUAAGUGAAUUAAAAUGUAAUAAAAAGUGAUCAUAGGAUUGUGUUUAUAAACCUAAUCAAUAUAUUUUGGUUUAAUGGCCAAAAUCCAAAUAGGGCUCCGCUGGCCAAGUGAAAAUGUGUGUGUGCGCAUCUACAUCUAUUCUUUUAUGUAUGUACAUAUGUACAUAUAUAUGUAUAUUUGUAUGAUGUAUGCACAAGCAUAGCCGAAAUAUGCAAACCUAUCUGGAAUACACUCGGAGAAAAAGGUAAAACACCCAAUAUGGAAUUGGGGCUCUGUGGAACAAGUGAAAUAUGUAUGUGAAAUAUAUGCAAAGAAAAUUGAAAUGGAAAUGGAAAAACGAAUGCAAUGCUCAACAAUCAAAUAGCUUCAAUAACAACAUAAAAUAAUAUGGAAAAUUGCGUCAUGUGGCAGCCAUGAGGUGGCAGCGUUUUAAUCGCUGCCAGCAGCUGUUAUUAUGCCCGGCCACUUGUUGCAGGCAUUCAUGAUGCAACAACAACAACGGCUGCAGGCGCAACAGUCAGCGGCGCAACGAACUCGACUCAAGUCUUUGGCUUGCUUUGACCACAAGAAACACUCAUACGCCAUGUGGCCGCUAGGCGAUCGGUGGAUGUUGCAUGAAAAGCAGCCAACAAUAAUAAUAAUAAUAAUAACAAAAACAACAACAGCAGCAGCAGCAACGGGCGCCACUUUGGCCCACGGCCAAGGCUAAGGCUAAGGCUAGUGCUAUAGCCACACAGCACCAUUAUUAUUGCCAACAUCAACAGCAAGGACAAGCAGCAGCAGCAACAAUAUAUUGAUAGAAACAACAACAACUACAAGAAGAAGAAGAAGAAGAAGAAGAAUUACAACAACAACAACUACGACUACAACGUUAACAGCCUGAACUGAAACAUCAAGAAAAGUUGAAGAAUUCCGUUGAACUCGCAGGAAACAAAAGCAGCAAGAAAAUGUCUGAGUCACGCCGUCAGUCGGUGAGCUCCAGGGCUAUGCCGCCGGGCGUUCUGGUCAACGAUAGCCGGGCAAACUCCACCGAUGACAUCCAGAUCGCCUUGGCCCCCCACAUUCAGACCUACCUGAGCCAGACCGGUCGGCGGCACUCCUGCUGCAGCGUCAUGUUGCCGGUGGCCUUUGAGCGGGCAGCGGCCAAGUCCUGGCUAGAUCCCAAGUUCGAUUCACCAGUCCUGGAGGAGCAAUAUCAGGCCAGCGUCUUUCCACAUGUCCGAAUGCGGUACAGGUUCACCCUCUCGUACAUUCUGCUCUGCUCGCUGGUGUGGUGCCUGUACUUCGUUGUGGAUGGCGGAUCGGAGGACUUCUGGCGACCCAUCUCCAGUUCCUUUUCCAUGCUCUCACUAGUCACGAUCAUGGCCAUGUGCUUUACGCACUGGGACCUGUACAGGGAGCACCGAACAGUGACAUCGGCAGUGACAGCGUUGAUGCUCUGCGGCGCCUCCUUGGCCUUCCUAACGUACACGGGUCGAGCGUUCAGUCCGUUGGGGCACUUUGCCAUCUGCCUGGAGAUUGUCCUACUGAUAUACACAGCCCUACCCAUGCCCCUGUGGCUGGGGGCCAGCACUGCUAUCAGUUACUCGAUUGCCUUCGAGAUGGUCUCGCACAUGGUGAUCGGAUGCAGUGCCAUUCAUGGUGGAGCCAUGCACAGUGUUGGAGGUGGUGGGAGUGGGGAUGGAGUAUCUGGGAUAGAGACCAAUGGUGAUCCCAGCAAUAAGAUACUGAUCCUGAGGAUAAUGGCCCACCUGAGUGUCCAUUUGGUUGGGGUGCAUGUGCUGAUCAUGAAUCUGGUAAGGAUGCGCGGGACCUUCAUGAAGGUGGGCCAGAAUCUGCUUGUACGCCGCCAACUGGAGAUGGAGAAGCAGCUGAAGGAGAAGAUGAUACACUCGGUGAUGCCACCGAAAGUGGCGGAUAUGCUGCUAAAUGAAGGUGGUACCUCUGGUCUCGAUUCCGGUGGAUUGCCACCCGAAUCACAUUAUAUGCGACCCAGAGCCUCCAACGAUGUGAAGUCCCUGUUCCGGCCAUUUCACAUGCACAGCAUGGAGAAUGUGAGCAUCCUGUUUGCCGACAUCGUUGGCUUCACCCGUAUGUCCUCCACAAAGACGGCCGAACAGCUGGUGGAGAUCCUCAACGAUCUCUUCGAGCGUUUCGAUGAUCUCUGCUCGCUGAGUGGCUGCGAGAAGAUCUCCACACUGGGGGAUUGCUAUUACUGUGUGUCCGGCUGUCCAGAGCCCAGGGCAGAUCAUGCCAUUUGCUGUGUGGAAAUGGGUCUGGGCAUGAUCGAUGCCAUGCGCUGCUUCGAUGCCCAAAGGCACGAGGGCGUCAAGAUGCGAGUGGGCGUCCACACGGGGACGGUACUCUGCGGCAUCGUGGGCACGCGUCGGGUCAAGUUCGAUGUGUGGAGCAACGAUGUCAGUCUGGCUAACAAAAUGGAAUCCUCGGGCAAACCGGAGCAGGUGCACAUCUCGCAGGAGACUUCCAGCUUUCUGGGCGAUGCCUACUACUUGGAGGAGGGCGAGGAGGUGUUCGGUCAUCGGACUUACUUCGUGGUCGGACGUCGUCGUGACUUCACCCGCACCAACAGCCUAAGUCCCAGCAUGCCGGCGAAUGCUGCUGGCAGUUCCCUGCUCCUGCCCGGCGCCCAUGGCACUUCACUCUCGCAGAGUGCCACCAAUGUGUCGGCAGUCCAACCGAAUGUACCGCCAGCCUCGCCGGUUGGUCAACUGUCCAGCUCGCUGAAUCCCUCGCCGGUACUCUCGAUGCGACCGCGUCUCACCUCGCUGAGCAUGAAGCUGCGCAAGAAGUCGCAGAGUCGGGAACGGGAUGUGGAACGUGGCAUCAUCCAUCCGGCGGCGGCGGGCGUUCCACCAGUGAUUGUAGUGCGAGAGCGGCCAAAGAUCAUCAUCACCACCAAAUCCCUGCCAGGCAGUCUGGAUUCUGAUGAACAACCGGCUGUUAGUCCACCGCUGCCACCCGUAAAUCCUCCAGCUACCGAAACGCGUUCCAAGAUCAAGCUAAAAGUCUGGAAGGUGCCCAGAUUUCUCAGGCGAUUCGAGGAUUUGGCCAGCAGGAACAGCGGCGGUAGCAGCAGCUCAACCACCGCCCACCAGGAGAAGGAAAGGGAACGGGAGAAGGAGAAGGAGGAGCUGCAUCAGCAGAAUCAACUGAAUCCCGAAGAGACCCUGGCCUUCAUGGACAACCAAAUGCAGAAUGGCAACGGCUGUGGCUAUCAGCAGCUGCCCGUUCUGGUGGAGUCCAACCAUCGCACCCAGACAUUGGACAUACCACCAGCUCGACCAGUUCUCCAUCAUGCAGCCACAUCCACGGCGUUGGCCAGCAGCGUGCUGCGAUCGCCGGAGGCGGGUGUCAGUGGUGGUUGCUGUUCCCCUGGCCAGUACUCCAUGUACGAUGACAUCAUCGAUGUGCGAUCCUAUAUCAGUCAGUCGAGGAGCGAUAUAUCCCCCUUUGGCCGAUCGGGAAGCUAUCGUUCGCAGUGUGGGAGACAGUCAACGGGAGGAGGUAACGGAGCAGCCGGAGGAGGAGCUGGUACCUCCCAGGCAGCACCCGCAGUAGAGCAAUCGCCACUUCCCCGGCCACGAGCCUCAACAUUGGCCACCGGCAGACCCACACCGAAUAGCCUGGAACCGGGCACUUCAUCCACUAGUCCCUGCUGUUUGCCAGCACCCGGAAACUCUGGUGGUGGCAUUUUCCCCCCACAACACUCCCGCCAGUCAAGCAUAUGCCCAUCGGCCACAUCUCGCAAGGAUUCCGGGAUCAAGAGCAACUCACGAAGAUCCUCCAUCCAGCAACAGAUCUAUGCCCUCAACCAGUCGGCGAUAAGUCAGCAUAGAGUUUCGGGAUAUUUCACCAGCUCCACGUCCAGUAUCUCAAAUUUGGGAGAAGUCCAAGGAUUGGGGCUACCACUGGCCGUACAACCACCGCCGCCACUCUUGAUGCCCGCCUGCUCCUCACAAAUGGCCGAUCCUCUGGCCGCCUGUCUGCAGCAGCUGCGGAAGCAAUCGGAUCUCCAGCUUAUCCGCUGCGUUCGGGAUAAUGCCAGAUCGCAGAGGAGCUAUCUGGUGAAGCCACCAUUGAGAAAAUUCAGUUUAUACUUCCAGUCGCGGCAGUUGGAAAGAGAUUUCCGGUCCAAGGCCCAUCGAUUUGGGGCUGAGAAUGAAACAGAAGGACCACCGACAUUGGCCACGCCGCGCUAUAAUACCUAUAUAGAUAUAUUCGUGGGCAUAGCGGUGUAUCUGUGCAUCUCGGUGUCACUGUUCCUGAUGACCCAGAACACGGUGACGCCAAGCUUUCGCCUGUGGGUUACCCUCUUCUCCUGCUUCACUGGCAUCCAAGUCUUUGCCCUCUUCCUGUUCACCCGUCAGAUGUGUCGCCGUCAGAGCGGCAGCAACAACGUUAGCAAUCGUUUCAGAUCCAAGUCGACGACCAGUGAGGAUUUGGAACGAGAAGACCGAGAACGAACACCAUCGGCCAGAGGACCACACUUUGAGUCAUGUGCCGAUCGAAUCUUUGAGGCCAUAUCCAGUUGGUAUCCCUGGCAUAUAUGCCUGGCCGUUCUGAUGGCUAUGCCCGUGCUGCUGAUUAUAGCCAACUUCCUGCUGUUGGAUUUGGAGCAACUGGAGGCCUUUGAGUAUCACUAUGGCUUCCUGAUCUUCGUGUGCAUCGUUCACUUCUGUAAUUUCACCCAACUUAAUUGCUGGGUAAGAAAUGUUUUGGCCUUCCUGGCAGCCCUCUGCUUCAUCGGCAUCGCAGUGUCCCAGUUGAUGGUGUACAGUCAUAAUCGAAGUGAUCAGCAGGAUCAGGAGGCAUCGAAUUUUAUACAGGAGAUCAAAUGGUUCCAGGACUAUCAUGUGGAAAUCUAUCUGGAUCUGCUGCUUAUCCUGGUCUUGGUUUGGUUCCUCAAUCGAGAAUUUGAGAUUGGCUAUCGGUUGACCUUCUAUGGCAAUGCUGUGGCCAAUCAGGAUAAGGUCAGGGUGCAGAACAUGAAGAACCAAGCGGACAUGCUGCUCCAUAACAUUAUACCCAAGCAUGUGGCUGAGCAUCUGAAGAAUACGGCCAAGUAUUCGGAGAAUCAUCAUAAUAUAGCCAUUAUCUUUGCCUCCAUUGUCAACUUCAAUGAGAUGUACGACGAAAGCUAUCUGGGUGGCAAGGAGUUCCUGCGCGUCCUCAACGAGCUGAUCGGUGACUUUGAUGAGCUGCUGUCGCGACCCGAGUUCCGAUCUGUGGAGAAGAUCAAGACGAUUGGUUCGACAUUUAUGGCGGCUAGUGGAUUGGAUCCAUCGCAUCGGGGCACUGGGGAUGAGCAUAUACACACCCUGAUGGAGUUCUCGAUUGCCAUGCAAGAGGUGGUGGAUGCAUUUAAUAAGGAUCUGCUGGAAUUCAAUCUCAUCCUGAGGAUUGGCAUGAAUAUUGGCGAUGUGACAGCGGGUGUGAUUGGUACGAGUAAGCUGUACUAUGAUAUCUGGGGCGAUGCUGUUAAUGUGGCCUCCAGAAUGGACUCCACUGGCCUGCCCAAUCGGAUUCAAGUGGGCAAAGAUUGUCUGCCCUUCCUAACCAAUCGCUAUGAGUUCGAGCCACGUGGCAGUGUCUAUGUGAAGGGCAAGGAUCAUAUGGAAGUGUUUCUGUAUACGGGUCGCAGGGAGAAGCCAUUGGACACGCCAGAUGAGGAUGCUGAUAAGCUGGGGCAAUUGGAAACCAAAAAUCAAGAGUAUGUGGAACAGGAUGAAGAUGAUGAUGGUGAGGAGGAGGAAGAGGAGGAGGAGGAUGAGGAUGAGGACGAGGAUGACUUGCACUCCAGUGAGACCACAACGCUCUUCAAGUCACAGGAAUCGCUGCAGGCGAACGGUGGCAGCCACUUGACACCCAUUGCCACCAUUAGCUUGACUGCUGGCAACAACCAUAACAACAACAACAUAGGCAGCAGUAACAGCAGCAGCAGCACAACAGCAGCAACAACAACAACGACGACGACGGCAGCAACAACAAACAACAACUCAAUGCCAGUGGAAACUUAGGAAAAUUGCCACAGGAGUGGCAAGUUGAGAGGGGGGAUGGGGGUUACGGAAGAGGGAGAGUGAAGCACUUGAAAAAUGGUUUCAAAAUUGCAUUUAAUGACUCUAACAGUUA